UACACCAGCCAGACAAAAUCAGAAUGACUUCAGGAAUGAUGCAAAAAACUCGCUUUUUACCAGAUAUUAACAGGAAAAAUAAUGUCAGAUCCAGUCACCAGUGGAAGAAAGAAAUGAAAGAGCCCAACCAGGGAUCUGCUGUGAGAGAGAAGAAACAAAGCAGCACUGUGACUGAGAAUGAUAUUGCACAGUUCCGGAACGGUCUGCACCAAAAUCUUUGUGUGUCCAUGUUGCAAGAGGGCUUUCAUCGCUCCUUUGAAGAACUGUUCUCAUUGCUAAAGCACUGGAGCACAAAUCGGUUAGCAGCAGGUCCAGACAGUUCGCUCUGGCUCCAACCUUCACUGGAGGAGCAACCUCACAAAUUGGAGAUGUUAAAAAAGCACUUAACCAGAGCUGAAGCUACACAACGAGCUGAUCAGUAUGAGGAGGUGAAUGAGAAUUAUUUAGCGCUGGCAAAAUUUUUCUCUGAGCCAGAAGACAGGUGGCUCCGACUUCAUUUCUACAAGCUAAGUCUUGUGGCUGCCUGCAAAGUCAAGCUGGACUCUGGCAGGAAGGAGGCAGAAGCCAAUGCAUAUCUAGGCCAGGUGUACCAAGAGCAAGGUGAUUUGGAACUAGCUCGGGAGCAUUUAGAAGUCUUUCACCACAUGGCGGUGGGGCGACCAUGGCAAGACAAGAGUGGACAAACACACCAAUCAAAAGCCUGUAAGAAGCUGUGUAGGGUUUACAUGCUGCUAGCACAGGGACACCUGCAGAGUAAAGAAUACAGACCUGCCAUUGAUAUGCUAAACAAAGCCUAUGAGCUGGCUAAAGAAGGUGGUGAUAAAAAGAUGGAGGCAGAAGCAGCAUAUACAGUUGGGCUGGCCUAUCAAAGUACAGGCGAUCGAAGAACUGCCAGACAGUUCCUCAACAUAUCAGUGGAGAUUUACACAACACUGGAAGACCCAGGCAGCCUUGGAAAAACCUACCAGGCUAUAGCUGAAUCUCUGGGAAGUGAGGGUAAAGUGAAUGAAAGUAUCCAGUAUCUGCAAAAGUAUGCUGAGAUAUCACAGAAAAGCGAUCAUCAUCAGAAUCUACAGGACGCUUGCAUGAGUCUUGGAUUUAUACACAUCUCCAACGGUCAGUACGACAGUGCCCAUAAGUGUUUCGACCAGGCCUAUGACAUGGCAGGCAGCCUAGACUCAGUGGCCCAGUUACAGAAGGCUCAGGUAUAUGUGGGAAUUGCCCGUGCUCAUGCCAUGCUCUCAGCGUAUACUACCCACAUUAAGAUGGACAAACCAGAAAACAUUCAUACACUUAUUCACUGGAAGGGGACACAAAAGUUUAAUAUGUCAUAACAUGAGGGUGGAGGACCCAGACUUUGAUGUUGGGCAUACAACAACUAGUCUUACCAGCUUCUGUUUCUUUGAUGCCGUGCUGUUGCUGGUUUCAAGACUGGUGCCAAAUGUGCCAAACUGUUCCACAUUCUCAUCUGGUUUUCGGCUAGCAAAGAAGAAACCUGUACUGAAACUGAAAUUUAUUUAGUCACCCUGGCAUCUAGAUGAGCAACUCACCUCAAUGUUUUUUUUUUGUUCCUUUUUUGUUUUUUUGAUGCAGCAGCAUUGUUAACGAUUUAUAUGCACAAUAAAAUUGCUUAUGCUUAAA
Molecule: messenger RNA, 1641 nt
Organism: Trichomycterus rosablanca
Lineage: Eukaryota; Metazoa; Chordata; Actinopteri; Siluriformes; Trichomycteridae
Gene: ttc29
Product: tetratricopeptide repeat domain 29
Exons: 10
Coding region: 24-1334 (436 amino acids)
Biological process (GO): cilium movement
Cellular component (GO): sperm flagellum
Molecular function (GO): protein binding
Source: RefSeq, a predicted model, not a curated record